Molecule: messenger RNA, 721 nt
Organism: Oppiella nova
Lineage: Eukaryota; Metazoa; Arthropoda; Arachnida; Sarcoptiformes; Oppiidae
Source: the annotation of a GenBank genome assembly
GCCAAAAUUAAUGUUUCAUUUGAAUUAUAUGUAGUUUUUGAUUGUGUUAUCAAUUCAUGAUAUCUUAUGUCAUAUAUUCAGUGAUAUAUUCAGUCAUAUAUUCAUUGCAUUGCAUUGUAAACACACACUCUGUGUGCAGACCAUCGAUGGCUUAACCGUAAUAAUCAUCGUAUGAUUUGACACUCAAUUUGUUGCCACCGUUUACUAUCACCACUUGAGAGCCAUGAAGAAGUCGUCGAUACUAUGGAUAAGCAGUGGUUUCCUGUUGCUGUUGGUGGGCGUCGUCUUCCUCACGACACUACCACUCGUUAUAAUGAAGAUAAUCGACUCGAAGCUGGUCUUAAGCCCCGACAACCCGUCGUGGCCUCUAUGGCGAGACCUACCCGUCCCUAUUGUGCAGAAGUUUUACUUAUAUAACGUGACGAAUGCCCGGGAAGUGCAGUCUUCGGGAGCGGUUCCGCAUCUCCAACAAAUCGGUCCAUUUGUCUACCGGUUGUACAUCAAGAAGAAUGACAUCAAUCUCACAGACAGUGGCCGUAGUGUCACAUUCAAUGAGCGCAUGACCUUUCACUUCGACCGGGAUCUGUCCGUCGAUGGCCUGUCGCUACAGAUAACAACAUUGAACGCACCGUUAGCUAUAGCCCUACAACUGAUAGACAACAUAAAAAGUCCAAUUUUCAAAGGAUUGGCCAAAUUUGCGCUCAACCAACUCAAUGAGGAC